UCAAAGUGUCUCAGAUGAAAAGACAGAAGGAUAGGUAGAUCAUUUACACCUUUCUUUCUGUAUCACAACAGGACAGUUAUAGAGUAAUUUAGAUUUUCCCUGUGAAUGCAGAUAUAUUUUUAGAUAGUUUAGUUUUACAUUUUAUCCUUUAUGCCAUAUUUUUAUUGUGAUUCUAUUCUAUUGUGCACAUAUUUCCGUUUUAGUAUCCAGUGAAAUCACAUUUUCUAUGCUUUUAUGACACGUCCACAGAAGUAUAACAGUAACCCUUCUGAUAGCAGCAUUUGAGCUUCAGUUACCGAGUGAAACGUCAGAGGAAAAUGGCUGCUGUGUAAAUACAGUCCAUUAUUUUCCAUUAAAGUCAGUAAUUGCAUUUGAGUGCCCUAAUCAGUGGCCACUAUUAGAGCCAAGUUCUAUCAGUGCUGACUGCGUGUAAAACCUCAUGUCUACAUAAAUUAAUUGGCCAAGCUGGUUCAGGAUGAUGUAUUCUAAACACACAUCUGUGGCCCAUUACAUUUGAAUUACUGCACCGUACACUUUGUUUUUGUGAUGCAUUGUGAUUUCUUAGGUGAGUUUAGAGCCAACUUUCUCCAUGAUACAUGACUAUAAAUCACUUUGUUCAACCGUCAGUAUUAUUUACUCAUGUGUUCACCUUCAUCCUGCAGAUUGCAGCUCAGAUUCAAAGAACUGUCGAAACAGAACGAAUACCUCACAAUGAAGAGCAGAACCAUGGAAAAGGACACAAAUGACAUGGUAGAGUACCUGCAGCAUGAAGUGGCUGCAGAAGAAGGGAAGGUCCAGGAGUUUCAGGAGAUGCUGGAGCGUCAGAAGGAGGCCUCCGACUGGGUCAUAGAAGCCCUGAAGGAGGAGCACAGAGGAGAGGUAGAGGAGGUCCAGAAGGAGAUCCAUGAGUGGACUUUGGACAAUGAAACGCUGGCGUCAGCGUACGACCAGCGGAUGGAGGAGCUUCAGGCUAAACUGAGGUCUUUGGAAAAGCGACGACUCAUUCAGACGGAGGAACGCAAAAGAGAAGCUGCUCUCCUGAGGUUCAAACAAAACUGGGAGAAGAAAGAGUUCCUGGAGAAGCUGGAGAAGAAACUAGAGGACGAGCUAACAGUGGAGCUGUCGCGGGGAUUGGUAAAGAAGAGGAAUGACCAUGAGAAGCGUUUGAAGGUCCAGAACCCUCUGAUGGACGACAACAAGGUCCUGUCAAAGGAGAUGGACGACCUGAGGAGAGAACAGAGCAGAACCACCUCUGAAGUGAACCAGCUGAUGGAAACACUCAGGUCGACCACUGAAGAGAACAGCGUCCAAGAGAAGGAGGUGCAGAAGAUGUGGAGGUUGUAUGAGAAGCUGUGGUCAGAGGUGACGGAGCCUAGAAUCACCCACGAGAAGAAACAGCGCCACCUACAGGCCCAGAUCGACGCUCUGAGAUUUCGCCUGGAGUCGGUGUGCGGACGUUUACAGAAAAAAAAAGCCCAGGUGAGUCAUGUGGAGGCGGAGCUUCAGAUGGACAACAGCAGGUACCGUCGUCCGUGCAGGAAGAAGACGCUGCCGUCGCCGUCAGACUCUGAAGGUGACAAAAACAAACCCACCUUCAGCCCAGUUCACACCACAGAUGAACUCCAUACUGACAGCAGUGGGUCUGAACCGGGUCUGAACCGGGUCCACCGUCAUGAUGUCGACGGUCUUCAGCCGUUUACAGCCUCCAUGUUUUAGGAGCAUUAAUAAAAACGAAUGACGAAAAUGACAGUUAUCCCUUUAUUAAAAAAAAAACAAAACACUUCAUCUGGGACGUGGUAAAACCGUAUUUCCUCUAAGGCUACGUUCAUGCAGCAGUUCGGAUUUUUGGGUGAAAUCCGAUUUUUUUGCAUGUACGUUCAAAUUCCACAUUAAAUGGGACUUCUAUCAGUUUUGAGUCUGAACUGAAUGUGACCCUGUGAUCCACAUGCACUAAAGAGGUCCUGAAGUGACCCACAUGCACUAAAGAGGUCCUGA
Molecule: messenger RNA, 1995 nt
Organism: Sphaeramia orbicularis (orbiculate cardinalfish)
Lineage: Eukaryota; Metazoa; Chordata; Actinopteri; Kurtiformes; Apogonidae
Product: golgin subfamily A member 6-like protein 22
Exons: 5
Coding region: 640-1716 (358 amino acids)
Source: RefSeq, a predicted model, not a curated record